UGACGAACUCAUCUUCUGAUAAACGCUGACCCGACAUAGAUGACAAGCUGCAUCAAAUUAGUCAUGCUCAGCCUCCGAGUCUCCAGGUCUACUUCCAACAAAACCCACUGACCAUAUCCGUCUACAAAGUUGAAUUUUUACAAUACAUCACAGUACAUACUCCGUUAAAUUACAACUGAAUCUUUCUUUACCUCCAUAAACAAAUAUGGUAAGCCUUUUGUCGAUAUACAAAUCCUUCUUGCAUGGCGCAAUGAAGCUAGUCGGCAUGAGGACUCAACAAGUGGAGAUCCAGCCAGGGACAGUCUUGAACUUCUGGCUUCCAACCGAAACAACUAACAACAAACCGGCCGUGGUGUUUCUUCACGGAUUUGCCGCCGAUGGCAUUCUAACAUGGCAAUUUCAGGUGCUAGCCUUGGCCAAAACCUAUGCAGUCUACGUUCCUGAUUUUCUCUUCUUUGGUGGCUCAUUUACGGACCAACCCGAGCGGACAGUGAAGUUUCAAAGCGAGUGUAUGGCUAGGGGGCUGAGGCAACUCGGUGUGGAAAAAUGCACCUUGGUUGGGUUCAGCUAUGGCGGGAUUGUGGCGUUCAAAAUGGCCGAAAUGUACCCUGACUUGGUCGAGUCGAUGGUGGUGACUGGCUCAGUCAUGGCGUUGACUGAGUCUGUCAGCAAUGCUGUGCUUCAGAGAAUCGGCUUUUCUAGCUGGCCGGAUUACUUGGUUCCUAAAACUGCCGGCGGCGUGAAGACUAUUUUUGACGUCGCCGCUUACAAUCUGCCAAGACUGCCCCAGUUCAUUUACAAACAACUUCUAGAGAUGCUUUCUAACUACAGAAAGGAGAAAACUGAACAUCUGGAGGGUCUGGUUAUAAGUGAUGAGGAAUUUACUAUUCUUCAUUAUCCACAGAAGGUAUAUCUGUUGUGGGGUGAAAAUGAUUUGAUCUUCGAUAUGGAAACUGCCUGGAAGUUGAAAGAACAAGUUGGAGAGAAAGCAACGUUGAAAGCAAUAAAGAAGGCAGGUCAUCUUGUUAACCUGGAACGACCGUGCAUUUACAACAGGGAGCUCAAGAGAAUUCUUGCCUCUGCAAACAAUGCUAAUUGUGGUGUUGAUCCAUGAAUUUCUUUUGCACAUUUCCGUUUAAGGUUUUGAGUUUUCUUUUAUGAUAAUUGUGGUGUAUGGAUAAAUUUAAAUAAGUGACACUCUCUCUCCGAACGCGCAUUGUCCUCGGAGGAUAAGGGUGUUACAGGUCAACCGUAACUGGCUCAUAAUAUCCUAGUUUUGGCACAAGCUCAUCUCAUGCAUCAAUUCCUUAUUGCA
Mangifera indica (mango) is the source of this 1315-nucleotide messenger RNA. Its product is annotated as epoxide hydrolase 4-like. NCBI's taxonomy places the organism in Eukaryota, Viridiplantae, Streptophyta, Magnoliopsida, Sapindales, Anacardiaceae. The record is from RefSeq and is a predicted model, not a curated record. Bases 206 to 1114 code for a protein of 302 amino acids. The transcript has 4 exons.